AUGUCAUCAAGUGAGAAACUUCAGACGCCACAGAACCUGUUGCUGUUGAACUUGGCCGUGGUCGACACUAUCAUGAUGUUGUCUUGUCAGCCCAUAUUUCUCUUCUCUAGCUUGGUUGGGGGAUGGAAGUUCGGCACCGCAGGUUGUCGUGUGUCGGGAACUUUUGCGACGUUCGGAGGAAUCGGUUCAAUUCUCUCGAUGACAGCAAUAGCGUACGACAGAUACGUUAUGAUAUCGUUCUCGGCUGAGGCUAAAUCGAUCGCCAGCAAGACCCGCUCCCUCAAGAUUAUUGCACUGGUUUGGGGAUACGCCUCCAUUUUCGCAAUCAUACCCAACCUCGGGUACGGAAACUUCGUGCUCAACGGCUUCAAGACUAGCUGCACGUUCGAUUACGUCACCCAGGAUCUAACUACCCGGACCCAACUGAUGUUCAUGUACUUGAUGGGGUUCCUGAGUCCUCUGCUAAUUUCCAUCUUCUGCUACGCGAACAUUUUCCACACUGUGAAACAGUCCAGACACAAAAGCUCUAAUCCCUCUAAAUCAUCCGGCAAAAAUAACAGCAAGGAUGAAAACAAGCUGAUGUGA
This is a messenger RNA of Symsagittifera roscoffensis, 585 nucleotides long. RefSeq names its product rhodopsin-like. The transcript has 5 exons. Gene Ontology annotation, cellular component: plasma membrane. The coding region runs from base 1 to 585 and encodes 194 amino acids. The record is from RefSeq and is a predicted model, not a curated record. Gene Ontology annotation, molecular function: G protein-coupled photoreceptor activity. Gene Ontology annotation, biological process: cellular response to light stimulus; G protein-coupled receptor signaling pathway; phototransduction. Lineage: Eukaryota; Metazoa; Xenacoelomorpha; Acoela; Convolutidae.